Molecule: messenger RNA, 1824 nt
Organism: Didymodactylos carnosus
Lineage: Eukaryota; Metazoa; Rotifera; Eurotatoria; Philodinida; Philodinidae
Source: the annotation of a GenBank genome assembly
AUGCAAAAAGUAUUAGAAUAUUUAUGUAAAGCAUCCAAUGAUAAUUUACAUCAUGAUGAUCGUGAACAAUCUUUAUUAGAUGUUAUACAGGCAGCUGGUUUACAUUCAUUUGAUUUAAAACGUUUACUAGAAUUAUGUCGUCAUGCUCAUUUUUGGCGUGUUUGUGAAAUAAUUUAUGCUGAAAAAAAUGAUUAUGAUUUAAUUAUAGAAUGUUAUGCUAAUGAUCAAAAACGUAUUACAAAUAUAUUUCGUUAUAUUAAAUCAUUAUGGCCAGCAUUAAACGAAACAGAUCGUAUUAAAAUAUAUAAUAAAUUAAUUGAAUAUUUAUCACCAAUUAUUUUAGCCGAUUCAUUUAAAGCAUGUAAACUAUUUUGUGUCUAUUUACAAAUUGAUCUUGGAAAAUUAUUACGUUUACUAAAUGAUAAUGAACAGGCACAAUAUGCUCUACUAAAAAGUUGUUUUGAUUAUAAUGAUGUGAAAACCACACAUUCAUUGGUACCAAUUGAACAAACAUAUGUUCUUCAAUAUAUUGAAUUAUUAUGUAAAUAUGAUUCAACAAAUGUUUCAACUUUUCUAAGAAAAAAAUCGGAUAAUUAUCAUAAACAAGAUGCAUUACAAAUUGUUCGAAAAUAUUCUAAUGUUUCUUCCAUUAUUUAUCUUUUAGAAAAAUUAGGUGAAUAUUCGGAAACAUUUGAAUUAUAUUUAAAACAAAUUCAUGAAUGUUGUAUAAAAUUUAUUCAUGAAAAAACAAUUACAACUGAUCAAUUAUCAUCAGUUAUAUCACAAUUACAUUUUUAUUCAUUAGAUUGUGUUCAUUUUUGUCAACGAAAUGGAUCUAAAUUAGAAAAAAAUGAACGUGAACGAAUGUGGUUAAAAUUUUUAGAUAAAAUAUUAGAAUUAUCGAGUUUAAAUGAAAAUAUUAUUAGUGAAUUAAAUCAAGAAACAGUGACUAUUUAUAAAAAUGCUUUUCGACGCAUUUAUGGUGAAAUAUUGAACAGUAUGAUUGGUUAUGUUACACUCCCAGCAAUAUUAGAACGAAUAAUGCAAAAUGAUUCAAAUCAACCCUCAAAUAGUACUACAUUAAGACGUUUUACAGAUGGUCGAAGUACAUUUGAAAUUCGUCAAUUAAUACAAAGUAUGAUGGAAAAUUGUUCAUUUGAAACGCGUCUAUUGGAAACAACAAAUCGUCUUUUAAAACGUGAUUUAUAUGAUGAUGUUAAUCAAAUGAAUUCAAUAUUAAAUAAAAGUGUAUCAGUUCGUGUACAAACAUGUUGUUAUUGUCAAAAAACAUUCUAUGAUAAUAAAAAAAAAAUUGUAAUAUUUGCUUGUGGACAUAUAUUCCAUACAAGUUGUUUAAUCGAAAUUAAAAAUGAAUGGAAAAAAUAUCAUUCUACCAUUUCAACAACAACUAGUAGUAAAUCAAUUAAUAUAUUUGAUCAUUGUCCAGAAUGUUCAACAACAACAACAACAACAACAGCAUCUACAACAAAUUCAUUACAACCUACAACAACUUCUUCUUCUCAACGUCGUUUAACACGUAUAGCUGCCGUAGAUUCUUUUGCAGCAUUAAAUACAGGAAAUGGAAAUGAAAAAGAAACAAUAUUAAACAUACAACAACAAGUGAUUGAUACAAUGCUCGAACGAAAACGAUUGAAUGUUCGUCAAUUACUAGUGAGCGAUGAGAAUAACAAUGACAACGAUCCCGCUAAUAAAUCAUAUUCAUUAAUAACAAAUACUUUUUUUCCACAAGAACAUCUAAGAAAAACUACAAUGGAUUUAAUACCCGAUAAAUGGAGAGAAUAUCUAUCAGAGACGAAAAAUUAA